AUGACCCGGGACGAGGCACUGCCAGACUUGUAUUCAGCACAGGGCUUCUAUGAGAACUAUGAGCCCAAGGAGAUCCUGGGCAGAGGAGUUAGCAGUGUCGUCAGGCGCUGCAUCCACAAGCCCACGUGCCAGGAGUAUGCUGUGAAGAUCAUUGACAUCACCGGCGGGGGCAGCUUCAGCUCUGCGGAGGUGCAGGAGCUGCGGGAGGCGACGCUGAAGGAGGUGGACAUCCUGCGCAAGGUCUCGGGGCUCCCCAACAUCAUACAGCUGAAGGACACAUAUGAGACCAACACUUUCUUCUUCUUGGUGUUUGAUCUGUACCACAGGAUGAAGAGAGGGGAGCUCUUUGAUUACCUCACUGAGAAGGUCACUCUGAGUGAGAAGGAAACCAGAAAGAUCAUGAGAGCCCUGCUGGAGGUAAUCUGCAAUUUGCACAAACUCAACAUUGUGCAUCGGGAUCUGAAGCCUGAGAACAUCCUCUUGGAUGAUGACAUGAACAUCAAACUCACAGACUUUGGUUUUUCCUGCCAGCUGGAGCCAGGAGAGAAGCUGCGAGAGGUCUGUGGGACCCCCAGUUACCUGGCCCCUGAGAUCAUUGAAUGCUCCAUGAAUGAUGACCACCCAGGUUAUGGGAAGGAAGUAGACAUGUGGAGCACAGGCGUCAUCAUGUACACCCUGCUGGCUGGCUCCCCACCCUUCUGGCACCGGAAACAGAUGCUGAUGCUGAGGAUGAUCAUGAGUGGCAACUACCAGUUUGGCUCACCUGAAUGGGAUGAUUAUUCAGACACAGUGAAGGACUUGGUUUCUCGCUUCUUGGUGGUGAACCCCCGGGGCCGCUGUUCAGCAGAAGAGGCCUUAGCACACCCGUUCUUCCAGCAGUAUGUGGUGGAAGAAGUGCGUCACUUCAGCCCCCGGGGCAAGUUCAAGGUGAUUGCUGUAACAGUACUGGCUUCAGUGCGGAUCUACUACCAGUACCGCCGGGUGAAGCCGGUGACCCGGGAGAUCGUCAUCCGUGACCCUUAUGCCCUCCGUCCUCUGCGCCGACUCAUCGAUGCCUAUGCUUUCCGCAUCUAUGGCCACUGGGUGAAGAAGGGGCAGCAGCAGAACCGGGCUGCCCUCUUUGAGAACACACCCAAAGCUGUGCUCCUCUCCCUGGCUGAGGAAGACUACUGA
Molecule: messenger RNA, 1173 nt
Organism: Puma concolor (puma)
Lineage: Eukaryota; Metazoa; Chordata; Mammalia; Carnivora; Felidae
Source: RefSeq, a predicted model, not a curated record